AUGUCAAAGCUCAUUCUCAUCCUCACCGCACAAAUCCUCCUCCUCACCGCAACCGCCUUAGCCGGAAAAAACGGUGAAGACUUCGCAAGAACAAUAAACCGAAAACACCUCGGCCUCGGCAAAAAAGAGAAACUCACACAUCUCCGUGUCUAUUGGCACGACAUUGUAACUGGUCGAAACCCAAGUUCCAUCAGGAUCCAAGGGCCGGUUGCAAAAUACUCAAGUUCCUCAUAUUUCGGAUCAAUCACCAUGAUAGACAACGCUUUAACAUUAGAUGUGCCCAUUAACUCGACUGUGGUGGGUCAAGCCCAAGGGAUGUACGUUGGAGCAGCCCAAAAGGAGAUAGGGUUGUUGAUGGCGAUGAACUUGGCUUUUAAGACUGGGAAGUACAACGGGAGUACCAUAACGAUUCUUGGUCGGAACACGGUGAUGUCCAAGGUUAGGGAAAUGCCGGUGGUUGGAGGCAGUGGAAUGUUCCGGUUUGCUAGAGGUUAUGUCGAAGCACGGACCAAGUUGUUCGAUAUGAAGACUGGUGAUGCUACUGUUGAGUCUAACUGUUAUAUCUUGCAUUACUGA
Molecule: messenger RNA, 576 nt
Organism: Arabidopsis thaliana (thale cress)
Lineage: Eukaryota; Viridiplantae; Streptophyta; Magnoliopsida; Brassicales; Brassicaceae
Product: Disease resistance-responsive (dirigent-like protein) family protein
Exons: 1
Coding region: 1-576 (191 amino acids)
Cellular component (GO): apoplast
Source: RefSeq, marked reviewed